This is a messenger RNA of Cornus florida, 1096 nucleotides long. RefSeq lists its product as uncharacterized. The record is from RefSeq and is a predicted model, not a curated record. The transcript is spliced from 4 exons. The coding region runs from base 475 to 843 and encodes 122 amino acids. NCBI's taxonomy places the organism in Eukaryota, Viridiplantae, Streptophyta, Magnoliopsida, Cornales, Cornaceae.
UUCAUUCAAUUUCAUUUUGGCUACUUCAUCCGCCGCCCUCUCUGCUCUAUCUCUAUCUCGAUCUCUCAGCUGCAAGACACUGCUCUUUCUCGAUCCAUUUAGCAAGACCUUGAUUGAUGUUUGCCCCCAUCAUCAUCUGAUAAAGCCCUUUGACACACACACAAUUAGACGAUCAACAUAAACCCUCACACACACAAUCAGACGAUCAAACAUAAACCCUAGCGCACACAAUCAGACGAUUCUUGACCAAGGAGAAAAACCGUGUCUCGCCGCCGAUUCUCCUCUUCCGGUUUUCUUCUCCGGUCGAUUCUCUGGCCGAAGUUCGGUCUCUCUCUCUCUCGGAUUCUCCUCUUUUUCCUCUCUUCUCCCUCGGGAAAACAUAAGAGAACUUCAAAAAAGUUACUCUGACUCGCCUAUUGGCAGCUCCAAUGAUUCUCCAUUGUGAGGGGAGAAGAGAGAACUGGUCGUGUGCGGAUGCUUGGCUUCGGACCUACACCAAGCGAUGUUUGGGGGCCCUCUCCUAGUAAAGCUGAAUUAAUUAAUAAUGCUAAAAAAUCUCAGGAGGAGGCACGUGCAACACGUGUAGAGUUGCAGGAGACGAUUUCAAAAAUGCAAGCCGACUAUGACAACAAGUUGGAAAAUUUACGAGCCAACUACGACGACAAGUUGGAUAAUUUACAACAACAGGUGGCUAUGCUAAUGCAGACGCAACAACAAAAUUGUAGUAUACAGGAUUCUGAUUCUUUAAAUGCUCCUCCUAGAGUAUCCCCAAAUCCAUUUUCUAGUCGUGAUGCCAAUUCAGUUAAGGGUAAUUCAAAUCAAAUGGGCAAGAAGACUUGUUGAAGUUGAAGUUGAAGAUGGGGUCGUGGCUGUGCUUUUUGAAUUUCCUUCGCCUUGGAUGGGUUCUUUUUGAAAAACUUGUACUACAUUUGUUAAAAAUUCUUAAUUCUUUUUGUGUGACAUUUAGUACCCUUAUCUAGACAAUUUGGAUGGUAUUUUCAUAUAGGCAGGUUAACUUGUGGUUGUAUUAGUAUACAUUUUUUACUAGCUUAACUUGUGAUGGUAUUAGUAGCCAAUUUCGAUGGUAUUUUUCUUA